UCGUUGGGACGGUGAGGAUGCCCACGGAAAUAUCAUUCCUGCAGUGAAUGCUGAUCGCAGUAGCUGCAACGUACGAAUGGAGUGGCGAAAAGUUGUUGACGUCAAUCGUCGUCAUGGUUACCAGUUCCGAAUGAUGAUCGACGGGGCAAAACCCAAGGUCCUUGUUGCGUUUAAUCGAUUCAACUCGCAUCAUUACACUCAAGUCGACCACUGUUCACUCGACCGUCUUUACCGGGGAGAUUAAAUGCAACUGGAUUGCGGCAGUGCUGCAGGGUAUGGUACCCAAUUCACAUGGCCGGGCUUUUAAGCGACCGCUCUGACAUUGUGACAUGAGUCUGCCCUGGCCGGUCGGGACGGAGCGACAUGGUGCGCAAGCUACCAUCUGCCAGCGCAAUUGCUGAACAGCAAGAGCAAGAAAUAGAAGUGCUGCACUCAAUCCUGGACACAGAUUUUGUCAAAGUCCCUCCGAGAAGUGUUUGGAAGAAUGCCCCCGCAAGAUUGUCUGAGUUCGAGAUUACGCUUCGACCCGAGGAUGACAGCCUCAAGGCGCAAGUCUCUGCUCUCAUGGUGGUUAAGCUGCCCAAGACGUAUCCAUAUGUGCAUCCCAUCAUUUCAAUUCAGCAGACUCCAGAUGACAAGCGCACGAAAGGAGUUAGCUCGACCGAGCUGCGCAAGUUGGAUGCUCAUAUCCAGCACACAUGCUCCGAGCUGCCACUGGGGACCGAAAUGAUCUGGGAGGUUGUCAGUCAGGCGCAAGAAUACAUCAGCAAUCACCAUGGCAUUGGGGAGCUAGAAAAGUCCAUGCUGAACAUCAGUCUAGGUGACCAGAUGCGCCUCCGAGCGCAGGAAGCUGAGCAGGCCAGAUUAGCAGCUCAAGAGGCGGCCCGACAGGUCCAGUCCAAGGAGGAACAGGAGAGGGCGAAAGCCCUGGCAGAUGCAAUCCGUCUCGAAGAAGAAAGGAAGGCCGAAGAGAUGGAGCGGGUAAAAGAGAGACAGGGCACGCAUUUGAGUUCCGUAACACCCGGAACGCCUGCCGUGUUUCGGACGCAAGAGACAACCCCUGGAAACUCGGUCCUGUCUACCGGCACAAGGGUUGAACGCUUCCUCGAUGCGAUUGCGACAGAGAGUGAUCCGAUCCAUCUCAUCCGCGUAGGGCCAAUUGUCGCUAUCGAGGCUCUGAGAACGCUGUACCUUGCCGACUCUGCACAACCACGAACAGAUGCGAAAGCCCCUGUUUCCUGGACGCUACUUCAAUACGAUAUCUGUUCACCACACUACUCCACGCUGACCGGAAAGAAGCAACUCGAAGAGCUGGAAUGGGAGCUGGAGCGCUUACGAAGCGUGCGAAGCGAACAUCUUCUGAAUGUUUUGGCUACAUCGCUCACUCGCGGGUCAGAAGAUGCCGACGAGAGUCUUCAAGGCUGGAAGCUGCUGAUCCUCACAGAGCAACCAGGUGGACCAAGUCUCCGUGAAGUGCUCGAGCAGUGCGACACUUUACCGUGGUCAAAAGUUAGAGAUUACACUCGUGCGCUACUAUCUGGCCUUCAACUCCUGCACACCAAUUCUCUGGUCCACCGCGCUCUCUCUCCGGACGUCAUAUUCCUUACCAGGAGACGUUCGAGGCCCUCAGUGCAUGAAACUUCACUGUUGAAGAUCGCCGAUGCCAGCUAUCAAAAGCGAUUAGAAGACAUGCACAGCCAAGCGCCCUUCCAUUCACCGCCCACGACCGAGCUUCCAGGCAAUGUACCGAAUCCCUGGCGCCCUCCCGAAACAUUGUCCGGCGCACCCUACUCUCGCAGUCAGGACACUUGGGACCUGGGACGCUUGCUGUGUCAAAUGCUUUUUGGCCUUGACUGCACCCAGCAUGCUGAUUCGCCCGCAUCUCUCCUGGAUGAUUACAGAGAUGGAAAAGGUACAGAAGUGGCAACAGACGUGAGACACUUUGUUCGCAGCCUGAUGAACCCAAACCCGCGCAAGAGACCGACAGCCAAGGCAGCUCUGGCAACGCUGGAAGAACUUAUCAAGUUUGAAGACACGAAUCAAAUGGGCUCAUCAACUCUCGCAGGCUCAAAGCAUCUGAUUCAUGCGCUGCGUAAACCUUCGCCACUGAACCCUUCAAUGCAGCUCCUGGGGACCUCACCAGAUGCGCAAUUUAACAGACUUGCAGCAUUCUGGCAAGCGGAUCGUAUGCCCACGGUUGAGCCAAGUGCAAGGUUCUCGAGAUAUGUCAGCGACUUUGAAGAGAUAGAGUUCUUGGGAAAAGGUGCUUUUGGAUCGGUCGUCAAAGCAAGGAACAAGCUUGAUGGUCGCUUCUACGCAAUCAAGAAAAUUCGCCUCAGCGACUCGGCUGAGAAUGAUGAACGAACGCUACGGGAAGUCACCGCGCUGUCGCGUCUCAAUCACGCGCACAUUGUGCGCUACGUUACAUGCUGGAUCGAACAAGAAGUCCUUUCCGAUGGCCACACGACGGAGAGUAGUACUAGCGGGGCUCCGCUUUACCGCCCACGACAGAGCGUUACUGGCAGUGAUGAGAGAGAGGCAGCUGCAGAUAACUUUAGCUUUCGUCUCAACUUUGAAGCAGACCUCGAUGCCGACUUUCUCUCCGUCGGCCACGAUGCUUUGUCGAAGAAUGCGUCUUACCAGGAUAUCAAAUUUGGUGGCGACGAUUCUGAUGAAGAGAGCAGCUCCGAUGACAGUGGGGGUAGCUCAGCGCAUGUCGUUUCCAGCGCAAAGCCUUCCACAAAUGGCAUGAAGGAUAUAUGGAGUCGCCCAGGCAUCACUUCGGAAAGCGGCGAAGCUCAUCUCGCUACGCGGCGAACACUCUUCAUCCAAAUGGAGUACAUCAGCGGAUCCACCUUGCGAGACGUCAUUGACAAAGGGCUUUCUGUGGAGGAAUCAUGGCGAAUCUUUCGUCAAAUGUUGGAGGCCUUGUCACACAUCAACUAUUCCAUGGGCGUCAUUCAUCGUGAUUUGAAGCCAAGCAACGUGAUGAUGUCGGGGGACGCUGAGGUCAAGAUUGGGGACUUCGGUCUUGCCACGACAGAUGUUACCAGAGCACUCGAGGACUCAACGGACGGCGAAAAUAUGGUGCAGUCGACUGGGGACCUCACGAGCGAUGUUGGAACCAAUCUUUACAUUGCUCCUGAAGUGAUCAAGAAGGUCGGAAGGUAUGACGCCAAGGUCGACAUGUACUCGCUCGGUGUAAUCUUCUUCGAGAUGCUUGCGUCCCAGAGAGCGUAUACGACCGGCAUGGAGCGAGUAGCAGUUCUGCGUGAACUACGCACGGAGGAGAUCACGCUGCCAUCUGCUUGGCCGUUUGAUGACCAGGCUCCGCAGACCAAGAUUGUUCGAUGGCUUCUCAAUCAUCGAGCGGAAGCAAGACCGUCUCCGAUGGAGCUCCUCAAGAGCGACCUGCUUCCCCUUAAGCUCGAGGAUGAAUACAUUGACGAAUGCCUACGCUUGAUGACCAACACGUCGUCAACGUACCAUGAUCGCCUUCUGGGAGCUCUCUUUGGCAGAUCUGAUGUGGACGACGUCCGUGACUUCACAUUCGACAUGGGGGCCGAAUUGGACGCAGACACAUCGCUCACUGCUGUUAUCUGCGAUCACAUGCGCGUCAUCUUUCAACGGCAUGGCGCUGUGCAGUCGCGCAUUCCACCUUUGGUGCCACCGAAUGAGCUUUAUGUCGCCCAAGCAGAGGAUCGCAAGCUCGUUCGCAUGCUUGACCGCUCUGGCCUGCUUGUCUAUCUCCCAUUCGAUGGACUGCUCCCAUUUGCGCGUGCUUUCAAGGAUACCCAGACCAAGCGAUUCAAGCGCUACGACAUCUCAACGGUAUAUCGCGACAAUCCGAUUGCUGGUGGACAGCCUCGCUCGGUGAUGGAAGUCAACUUCGAUGUUAUCACUCCGGAGCGAACACCGGCACAGGAGGCAGAAGUUUUUAAAGUCCUGCAGGAGCUCAUUGAGGAGGUCCCUGGACUCAAGCAUGACUGGGUCAUUCAGCUCAACCAUCGAGCAGUUCUUGAUCUGAUUCUGGAGCGCGUUCCAAAGCAGCGUCACGCUGCCGUAGGGUCUACCUUUGCGGCCACUCUGUCGAUCAAGCAGACACCUACAAUCACGCAGAACCUUCACAACAAACUAUUGGACCUACAAUUGACGCGCUCGGUCAUCGAAGAGCUGAAUGCCGCCAACCUAUCAGGUUCCGUCAGCGAUGUUCAACCCCGACUUGAGCGGCUCCUACCCAGCGAGCACAAGAAAUUGCUCAGAGCUGCAGUGGACGAGCUCGCAUCGAUCAUCAGCGCAGCGCGCUCUCUCGGCGUGCACCUGCCGAUCCUUUUUACGCCAUUGCUAGCUCAGAACGCAUCUUACUUCAAAGGCGGUGUGAUAUUUCAGCUCGUCCGAGUGGGCAAGAAGCGGCUGGAUGUGCUCGCAGCUGGGGGCCGCUAUGACUAUCUACUCAAGCGCUUUGCAAACCCCGGCGCGUCUUCUAGCUCUCCACCUCCCCACGGUGUCGGCGUGCAGAUUGCAGUGGGGAAGGUCGCUCUCGCCCUGUCUCGAUAUCAGGAGCUGCAAGUCCCGCAUUUGAUGAGCAAGGCAGCUGAAGAAGAACGUUCUCUAGGAUGGUGGACACCACGGCGAUGCGAUGUCUACGUCGUAGGCGGCCAGGCAGGCGCUCUGGAGGCGGUCAUGGAUGUCUGUCGCGAGCUGUGGUCCUUUGGGAUCUGUGCAGACUUCGAGAGUGGCACGCUAGAUGUACCACCCGAGCGUCUAGCAGCGGCAUGCAAAGCAGAAGGUAUCCUUCUCGUGGUCACAGUGCGAGCACGACAUACGACGCUGAAGGUCAGAAAUGUCCUGCAUCGCCAGGACGUCGAAGUGGACCGCGAAGAGCUGGUGUCUUGGCUACAAGAGCACCUUAUGAGGCAGAGGAUGGUCGACCAGCAGCAGCUCGGCAAUCAGCAGCUGCUCCACCUCCCGGCCGGCCAUUCAACAGGUGGUGGACCCGGUGCAUUACACGUCACCAGUCCUCUGCCGACGUCUUCCGCCGGAGGGUUCGGAUCCUACCAGAGCAGCCCCUACUUUUCAUCACGUGGAGCCUCUGCGGCCGAGAACAGCAUCAUAUGCCAAGUGGUCAUGCCCUCGCUGAAGUACCCUGGCGUCGACAAGUAUGGGCGUGGGAACAAGGAUCGAAGGCAGUCCAAGAGCUCCAAGCAAGCGAUCAUCGACAAGGCGACGCGAGAUGCGCAGCGGAUCGGCGAUGAUGUGCUACGUGGCCGCAUGCCGAUCAUCGCGAUUGACAUGGGCAGCGCAGAGAUGCAGCGCUUCGCUGGAGCGCUAUCACUGGACGCCAACAGCAGCGGGGGCGGCGGUGCGGGUGGAAGCGCCAGCGGACAGCUCGCUGGGGCCGCUGCAGCAGGAGGAGGAGGGACAGGCGAUGCGAUGCGCGCACACUUGGACACCCUACAGAGCACGGCGGACAGAGACUAUGCCAAGUUGGUCAAAAAUCAGAUCUUUGCCACGCUCUCGCAAGGGGCGACUAGCAACGCGGCUGGCAGUGCUCGCGUGAUAUUGUACUCGGUGCGGGAUGAGCGCAGCGUGAUCGUGCAGCUGUGAAGGGAGAGACAAGUCAGGGCAAUAGGGAGGGUCUGUACAAUUGCUCAAAGUAUCUUGUGCAAAAUUGCCGCAU
Messenger RNA from Tilletiaria anomala UBC 951, 5680 nucleotides. Its product is annotated as Serine/threonine-protein kinase. The transcript has 5 exons. The record is from RefSeq and is a predicted model, not a curated record. Gene Ontology annotation, biological process: regulation of translational initiation by eIF2 alpha phosphorylation; DNA damage checkpoint signaling. Lineage: Eukaryota; Fungi; Basidiomycota; Exobasidiomycetes; Georgefischeriales; Tilletiariaceae. Gene Ontology annotation, molecular function: eukaryotic translation initiation factor 2alpha kinase activity; ATP binding; protein binding. Bases 364 to 5607 code for a protein of 1747 amino acids.